AUGGCAAAAUCUCAAAUAAAUACGAAAUCCAGAAAUUAUGUUCAAGAUAAAGAAGCAUUUUUGAAAGAACUAAAGCAGUUUAAUGAAAGCAAAAAUAUACCAUAUAAAAUACCGGUUGUUAAUGGUGUAGAUAUAGAUUUGUAUCUCUUGUACUCAUUGGUUCAACAAAGAGGAGGUCUGAGCAAAGUUAAUCAAAAUGAUACCUGGGAAACAUUUCUGCGUCAGCUCCACUUACCACAUCCAUGUGUUAAUGGGUCUACAUUAUUGAGAAGAAUAUAUGGAAUGUAUCUGGAGAAAUAUGAAAGAGCUAAAGGUCCGCCAGGUAGAGAUGACGACUUAGAUAUGGAUGAAGACCCUCGUCGUGGCAGGGGCGGAGGAAUGCCACGCAUAUCAUUUGGUAGCGGCACUUACAUAUCAGCUUCCGGUGAACCUCUACGUACAGGGAAUCGUGUAGCUGGUCCAUCUGAACGGCUUACAUUAUCGUUGUUGUCGCCGAUGCCAAAUGAACAGGAUUUUGCCGUUAAUGUCUGCACAGUGUUAGCAGCAGAUCAUUCUAAUAGGCUUCCGUUGAGCACAACACCUCAUAUACUGGAUUUCUUGCUAGCUCAUGCUGGAGUUUAUAACCACUCAAGCCUCCGCGACACAAUCGGUCGUUCAUACUUCGAGUCUCGAGGUCGUUAUCCACACGAGUUUUGGUCGGAGCGAGCUGGUGGCGGCGGGGCGAGGGAACUUGCUGAUGAGACAAAGUUCACCGGUGAUCAACCUGAACUUGUCGUACAGGCGUUGGCUGCACAUAACACACUUACGGACUGUCUGAUGCUGGCUGGUAGUGAAGAUGAUAAUAUGGAGAAGAUUGUUGAGGAUGACACCGAGGAUUGGGUGACGGAACCUUCAGAGGAAGAUCAGUUGUUCGCUCCGACGUUACCAGGUGGCGCCACAUGUGUUUACACACAACGUGUACUACAGAUAGCUAGCAUUGUACGAAGCUUGUCCUUUCAUGAAGAGAAUGUGCAAUACUUGGCUAGGAAUACCACUCUUAUAAGAUUCUUACUGCUAUGUGCUAACUGUUGGGUGGGAACUCUUCGACAAAGCGGUUUAGACACGCUCGGUAAUGUCGCUGCCGAGCUCAUUAUUAAAGACCCCGCUACAUGUUUGAUAUCUCGUCAUGUUCUAUCGACUAUACAAUCAGCGCUGGUAUCGCAAGAUCGUGCUAGAGUAUUGGCAGCUUUGGAGCUCUUGAAUAAAUUGGCACAGAACGAAGUAAACGAGGAAGCGUUACUAAAAGCAUUGGAAUCAAAAGUUUAUAGCGACGUGUGUGCUCUGCUAACUCUCCGUGAUAUAAUGGUGUUGGUGUGUACUCUGGAGUGUGUAUACGCUCUCACCGGUCUGGGAGACCGCGCGUGUGAGGCGGUCGCGCGUGUACCCGGACUAUUACACACACUAGUGUCGCUGGUUACUGUUGAGGCGCAGAGCUACGGUCCCCGCGCGUGUAUCCUCAUGCGAGUGGUUGAGACGGUCAGCGGGCCGCCCGCCGCGGACCACGUGCAGCCACACACACUACAGAACACUAACCCUCCCCAACAGGUUCAAGUCCCAAAGCCUCCCGUGGAGCCCCCAGUGGCGUCUCCCGCUGUCGCCACCCAUACACAGCCUACUACAUUACAACAAUCGCAUAUGCAACAACGUACAGUACAAGAAAACGAACAUUUCGCCCAAGCGUGGCUGAGAGCUACGUAUGAAGCUCUCCCCGCGUCGGAUAAUAGUGCAUGUGACGCCGCUGACGUGUACAGGCAGUACCUCGCGUGCUGCACUAAACUAGCACGAAAGGGAGUCAUCGCACCCGCACACUUCCCACGACUUGUGAGGACGGUUUUCGGUGGCACGGUUGGGCCAAAUACAGUGAGCACUUCAACGGGUGAAACACAACACGUUUACAUCGGCAUACGAGCUAAGAAUAUAGCUAAUAGAAGUAAUCCGCCUGUUGGUCCAUCUUCACCUAUAUUAAAAGCUCAACUCACCAACAAGCCGAGCGCGACAAUUGAAACAAAACCGGUUGUCACACAGCUACAGACUCCAACGCAGUCCACAGACAACAGUAACACGUCUCUCAUAAAACACUUGUUAGCGCAUAAAGUAAGCGCGGCUCAUACUACACAUGUCGCUCAGAGACAGCAAAGUCAACAACGUGUACCGACAUCAGGAACAGUCGUCGUACAAACAUCAACAGCGACGUCGCUGCAGAAUAUGGAGGUAGAUCCAGAAACUCUCAUCAAAUGUACGACGAUAAUACCUGGAACAGUCACCAGCACAGCUGUACAGGAGAAGAUUGUAGUGAACGCGCCUGACGAAGUUAUGGUUCCAAAAGACGAACCAGUUCAAAUUCAAAUAGACGAGCAGGCACAAUUGACUAUAAAAACAGCACAGAACAAGAUGUUGGCUGAUCUUCUUGAGAAAAAAUCAAACCCACCAGUACAAGUUGUACAAAUGGGACAACAAAUAAACGCACCUACUAUACAGAUAACGGAAACGGGACAAAUAGUUCAAGUUAAAUCGGAAAAUAUGAUACAAAUAUCGGAUUCCGUUCAAUCGAGCGCGCCAUUUUUUCAAAUUAAGAACGAGCAAGGACAACUGAUACAGAUCAAAAACGAUCAAGGACAGAUUAUACAACUCAAAAGCGACCAAUUACAGGGCAUGAUUCAAAUUAAGAACGACCAAGGUCAGAUAGUACAGAUUAAAAAUGACAAUCUAGCACAGUUAUUACAGACUGGCGUUAUACAGAAGAAUGAAAAGGAUAUAGCUGAAAGUGUUGUAACUGAUCACUCGUAUACGGAACCACCGAACAAGAAAAUUAAAGUCGAAGAUAAGACAGAGAAUCCCCCGGAAAGUGUUUCAAAGACUGCAGCCAAUCUGUACGCGGCCUUAGCUGCCAGUCUUCAAGAUGAAGAUGAUCUGCUUCCCCCGAAACAAGAAACCGUGGAUGUGAUCCAGCCAUCAGUAUUAGUCAGCACUCCGGAGAAUCAAUCAGUUUUGAUUCAAGAACCUAUAUUACAGGUGCAGCAACCAACAUUACAAGUGCAGCAACCAACGUUACAAGUUCAGCAACCAACGUUACAAGUGCAGCAACCGACGUUACAAGUGCAGCAAAACGCGAUACAGAUGCAGCAACCGGCGUUGCAGGUACAGGUACAGCAGCCCUUACAAGUUCAACAGCCGAUGCUCCAAGUUCAACCAAUGGAUGUACAGAAUAUUAUGUCUCAGGCUGGACAGAUUAUAUUACAGGAAAAACCGGUCGGUACUCAACAGGCGCAAUUUGUACAACAGCCCAUGCAACUUAUAGCGGCACCAAGUACUUCACAAGGUGGUUUGAGCUACAUAGCGCAAAAUAUACCCGGUAAUAUGAUGCAGAAAACUAUCAUAAUAGUUCAGGGUACUGGAGGUGGUCCACUCACAUUAACGGUUAACAAUCCAUCUGGUUUGGACGAGGCCACGCUAAACUCGCUCAUAGCGCAGGCGACUGAGGCGAUAACGCAGCAGCAAAUUAUUCAGAACUCAGGAGUGAUACAAUCACAAAGGGUGAUAGUCAGUCAGUCAGCGCUAGUGAGCUCGUCACAGCCCAUAAUGCUGAAAACUUCCAUCACACAGAAUCCACCUCAACUGACGCCGAGCCAGCAACCUAUAAUAACAUCGCAACCACAACCUCACAAAGCACAAAUUGUUAACCCUCAACAAAUCGUCGUGACCCAAAAACAACCACCUGGUAUGAUAAGUACGUCGUCUGGCAGCCAGAUCGUUAGUACCAUAGUUGGUAGCAACCAACAAAUAAUUCAAGGGAAUCAGCAGUUACUGCAGGGUAACCAACAAAUAAUAGCGGUUUCAAACAACCAGCAAAUAAUAGUUAAUACCCCAAUGAAACCGACUCAUAGAGUGGUCCAAGCAUCAAGGAACCAGGUUACAACAGUUGUGACCAGUAACCAGGCUGUUGUCACAACUGAUGCAAAGACUAUCCAAAGUUCAGCGAAACCUCAAUCGGUUAUGCGACAGGUUAUAACUCGGCAACCAGUUAUGGUCGGCAAUACUAAGAUCGGUGACAAAGAAAUGGUGGUCACACAACCUGUGACUGAGACUCAACAACCAAAGAAGAUAGAAACUCCUCCGCCCCAAACACUUCAGACACAGCCGCCGACUACGACAGGGUCUGAAGACACGCCCUGGAUCUGUCAUUGGAGGGGAUGCGGGAAAACGUUCUCCAGUUCAUCCGAGGUGUUCACUCAUGUUGCUCGGACCCACUGCCCCAGUACAGCCGGCGGUGAAGCCCCCUGUAUGUGGCUAGACUGUGACCGAGUCCCACGGAAGACAUUCGCCUUAUUAAACCAUCUCACUGACAAACAUUGCACACCUAAUGCACUCAAAGCAAUAUUCAAUUCCCGACGUCACACUGCGAGUGAGGCCGAGUCUGGUAAGCCUAUGUCAGUUGGGUACCCGCCGAAUGCAGCUUUGGCAGCCUUGAAUAAACACGCGGCGGACAUGUUCAAUCCCAGAGAGCUUAUGCACCGGGCCGAUGUGACCCGCACGCCGGACGCUUCGGUGAGACAAGUUUGUGGCUUUGUAACGGGUUACACGAAAAUAUGUCUUAUUAUUAUACAAUAUUAG
Danaus chrysippus (African queen) is the source of this 4650-nucleotide messenger RNA. The record is from the annotation of a GenBank genome assembly. NCBI's taxonomy places the organism in Eukaryota, Metazoa, Arthropoda, Insecta, Lepidoptera, Nymphalidae.